GCUGUUCCGAUGACAUAUGCGGGAGUGUGAGGGAGAGGUGGGGAGAGAGAGAGCAGCGAGGGAAACCAAAAAUAAUUGGCGGCAAUGGCAGAAGGAGAGGGAAAGUCUCCGGCGUCCUCCGGCGAAGCCCUAAUUUCUGGCGGGAGAUCCUCCGCGGAACUCAAGCCAUGGAUCGAGUACGCCGUCGAGCAAGCUGAAUCCUUUGGGCGAACCAUGCAAGAAACCGCCGAUUCCGCCGUCGUUUCUGCCCGAUCUCGCCUGCUGGAGCUGCACGCCAUCUCCUCCGAUCUCCUUAAUCGAUCAUCUGAGGUUUAUGCAUCUCUUAAAGCUGGCUUCGAUCUUUACGAAAAUGCCGCUUUUGGGUUACUGAAAGAUGGUUUGUUCGUUGCAGCUGACCACCCAUCUAUCACACUUGGUGUUGCAGCUGGUUCUUCAUUGCUUGCACUGAAAAGGCCCAGAAGGUUCUUACUUCGUCGUGCAUCACGCCUUUUUGUGAGUGAAGAGUCCAUGAUUUCUAAUGCGGAGGAAAAAGUAAAGCAGCUCAGGCAAUCAGUUGAACUUGUGAAGAAUGAAAGUAAAAAAUUGGAGGAGAGGGCUAAACUGGCAGAGGAGGAAAUGAAACGAGGCCAACUGAAGCUUAGACAAGCUGGACAUCAAAUUCAGGGAGUCAUUCGUUCUGUAGACAAGAUCGAACGACAAGUGAGAGGCCUAAAAGAUGUACUUGGAGAGCUUCCUCGAGUUGAGGCAUCUAGGUUUCGUUCACAAGUGUCUUCUAUUUCCUCCGAAGCUAAGCGAGAAAAAAAUGCUUUGGCAAAAGCAGUCACUAAAAUAUCAAAUUAUGGAAUUUCAGUUUGAGCAUAAGAGUCUCUAAGAUACGGGCCUCAGAUGAGGUGCCUCUCUGCCUGGAAGCAAAUAGGAAUAAUAUGUUGAGCUGAAUCAGCUGAACUAGUUGGAAGACCUUUAUGAGGUUGUUUUUUGUGGACAGAUGAGCUGUUGUUAUCACUGAAACUAGAUUGGCCAAUGCGAUCACUCUUGGAGUCAGAAUCUGGAAAGAAGCAAAAAGCCAUGAUGUAUUUUUCACAAUUAUUGGGCCUACCUAACCAUUUUUGUAGAGAAAUCAUACAUUACUUGUGCGUGGGACAAAAAAUGCAAACGGUUGGAUUGAUUGAAAUAAAUUGCUUCCCACAUUCUCAUGUA
Molecule: messenger RNA, 1197 nt
Organism: Nymphaea colorata (pocket water lily)
Lineage: Eukaryota; Viridiplantae; Streptophyta; Magnoliopsida; Nymphaeales; Nymphaeaceae
Product: RGS1-HXK1-interacting protein 1
Exons: 10
Coding region: 85-855 (256 amino acids)
Source: RefSeq, a predicted model, not a curated record